ACCUUCUUCCCAUCUGCAUACAGCUUCCCUCUUUUACCUCUUCUAUCACUUUCAUCUAUAUCCAUCUCUAUCACCUUUUAUACACAUACAGUGUAUCUAUAUACAGUGUCUCUCACUCUCUACUUCCUCUAGACUUUCAUUUUCACUCCCACCUACUUGCUUAUACUUCAAUGCCUUUCCUUCUGCUUCAUAAUCCCCUUACUCAAUGGACCACUGAAAAAGCCUUCUCACCUUUCUAUUGAGUUGGAUCCAUAUCCCCUCACAAACCCAUUCGAGGAAUAAGGACCAACUAGUCCCUCUGUUCCAGUCUAUAUCGGCUAGUUCCAAGAGCAUAUAUGCGCAUGGACGUGCGUAUAUCCUGUGGACAGAAGGGAGGAUGUCGUAUAAAGAAUACGGCGAUUCGGCUCUGCACUCAAAGGGGUAGACUCGGGAACCACUGCUCGGGAAGUCUGAUGGGUAAUCCGUCUCUUAUGGAUUCUAGUCGUCGGUUCCCUCCGUCACACGGGGUGGGGGUCUAUUUCAUGGAUGAUUAAAGGGAUUUGGAAGAAUAUCGAGCGAAGUUGAUGAUGGGGUAUACAUGAUUUGCACUGCAACCCGAGUAUCGUAUGGGAACACCUGAAACGAAUUGUAUCAUCAGGCUACUAUACCAUCUGAAGACCAGUCACUGUUGACUGCAAGGAGUACGAUCGAUUUAUACUACAAGUGGCUACAUCACCUCUUUUUCGACAUUUCACUUUUGCACCAGAGGGGCACCGUGCUCGAAAAUGGUCACUGGCGACACAUUUUUGUCAAGUGGAAUACUUCUUCCACAGUCAUGACUGAUGCGGUGAACGAGGACGAUGGUCGUGGACAACGAGGAUCCUGACGAGAACUGCCCGAUACACCACAUGUACCCAU
This is a messenger RNA of Aspergillus welwitschiae, 897 nucleotides long. RefSeq lists its product as uncharacterized. The record is from RefSeq and is a predicted model, not a curated record. Lineage: Eukaryota; Fungi; Ascomycota; Eurotiomycetes; Eurotiales; Aspergillaceae. The transcript is spliced from 2 exons. The annotation marks the transcript as partial.